GGUGGUCUGGGCGCCAUGGCGCUUACCUGCUUGCAGCGAGUUGAGCUCGCGCUCUUUGCUGCUGCCUUCCUGUGCGGGGCUGUGGCGGCCGCGGCACUGACCAGGACCCAGGGCUCCUUCGGUGGUAGCUGCCCUUUGUACGGUGUGGCUGCCCUCAAUGGCUCCUCUCUGGCCUUGUCACGUCCCUCAGCCCCUUCCCUCUGCCACUUUGUAGCUAGGACUUCAGGCCUCUUUGCUCUCUACUGCCUUCUGCUUCUCCUCUUCUGGAUCUACAGCAGCUGCAUCGAAGAUUUCCACAGAGGUUCCAUAGGGCUCCGAAUUGCUUUGGCCAUCUCAGCUAUAGCCAUUUUCCUGAUCUUAGUGUCCGCCUGCAUUCUUCGAUUUGGCACCCAUUCUCUCUGCAAUUCCAUCAUCUCCUUGAACCAUACAAUUAGCUGCUCUGACGCCCAGAAAUCCUCAUGGACACCCCCUGGAACUGCUGUGCAGUUUUACUCCAACCUACGAAACGCUGAAACCUCUUCUUGGGUGAAUCUGGUACUGUGGUGUCUGGCCUUGAUGCUCCAGGUCGUGCAGUGCAAGUCUGAAGCCACCCCAGAGCGGAGCUCUGAGACUGUUGCUCUUAUUGGGUAACCUGUCUUACUCCUGAAGAAUAUUCAGUGCUUUCUGCAGCCAGAACCUCCAUGCCCAAGAGCUUUUAGUUUUCUUGCCUCAAUACAGCCCUAUUUGUACUGAGAACCCAUUUUCCCUCCAGGAGGGAAACUAGAAGAGACCCCCCUGUUUUUUCACCUUAACAUUUUU
Messenger RNA from Phodopus roborovskii (desert hamster), 798 nucleotides. RefSeq names its product transmembrane protein 179B (gene Tmem179b). NCBI's taxonomy places the organism in Eukaryota, Metazoa, Chordata, Mammalia, Rodentia, Cricetidae. The transcript is spliced from 5 exons. The coding region runs from base 16 to 630 and encodes 204 amino acids. The record is from RefSeq and is a predicted model, not a curated record.